Messenger RNA from Laccaria bicolor S238N-H82, 753 nucleotides. RefSeq lists its product as uncharacterized. The transcript is spliced from 4 exons. Gene Ontology annotation, biological process: retrograde transport, endosome to Golgi; intracellular protein transport. NCBI's taxonomy places the organism in Eukaryota, Fungi, Basidiomycota, Agaricomycetes, Agaricales, Hydnangiaceae. Bases 1 to 642 code for a protein of 213 amino acids. The record is from RefSeq and is a predicted model, not a curated record. Gene Ontology annotation, cellular component: retromer complex; endosome.
AUGGUCCUUGUCCUGGUUAUCGGUGACCUCCACAUCCCUCACAGAGUUCAUGACCUCCCCCUCAAAUUCAAGAAACUCCUCGUUCCCGGUAAAAUCCAGCAAAUUCUCUGUACGGGCAACGUCUGCGACAAGGAGACGUACGACUACCUGCGGACCAUAUCGCCCGAUGUGCACGUCGUCAAGGGUGACUAUGACGAGUCGGGGUUCCCGCUGUCGGUGACGGUCGUGCACAAUCCGAUUAAGAUUGGCGUGAUGCAUGGGCACCAGUGUAUACCGACUGGCGACUUGGAUUCGCUCAGCUCAUUGGCAAGGCAGAUGGAUGUGGACGUAUUGAUUUCGGGUCAUACACAUACGUUUCAAGCCAUCGAAUUCGAUAACAAAUUCUUCGUCAACCCAGGAUCAGCGACAGGAGCAUGGACAGGAGCUUAUAACGGAGACCCGACACCGUCAUUUGCUUUGAUGGACAUCCAAGGCUCCGUUGUCGUGACGUAUGUGUACCAACUCAUUGAAGGCGAGGUCCGAGUGGAGAAGAUUGAAUGGAGGAAGGAUCCUGAGGUGGUCAAUGCUGCCCCUAGGAGUACCGUCAUGCCCCAGAGCAUUCCUAGUCCGACGCCUAGCAGCCCGCAAGGGGGUGGGUGGUAGUAGCAAUGAAGUUGGACUUUGUAGAUUCGGAUUAUUUAACGGGCUUUUUUAUCCUUUGUAUUAUCCCAUUACGAUCCCAAAUACAGAUUGGGCUUCGGAAAGGUCUCUUGU